Drosophila biarmipes is the source of this 1644-nucleotide messenger RNA. RefSeq lists its product as uncharacterized. The record is from RefSeq and is a predicted model, not a curated record. Lineage: Eukaryota; Metazoa; Arthropoda; Insecta; Diptera; Drosophilidae. The coding region runs from base 232 to 402 and encodes 56 amino acids. The transcript is spliced from 2 exons.
CGAAAAGUAUCUGUGUUCUGGCCACUGCCGUCGACAGUCGAAAGCACUUCAGCCAGGGCCUACUUAGCUGAAGGAGAAAAACCAAACAAUUUAAAGGGCGGCCGUCGAAGGAGCUGCCAACCAGCCAACUACGCCCGUGCGUUUCGUCCCGUUCCACGCUUGUGACCCCGUAGCCCACGUCCACUUGUGUGGCGUGUGCACCCAGAAGCCGCCAAGACGACUUACUCGAUAAUGAAGAUGAGCUCGCCCAGGAUCAUGCAGCAGAAGCGGAGCAGCAAGUCCUCCAACUCGUCGCGGGUCUCGAUGACCACCUCGACGGCGGAGGAGAAUCUCCUGGAGUCGAAGCUCUUCAGCUGGAUGCGCCUCUUCCGCUUCGCCUCGCUGCUCUGCCGCGCCGAGUAACGGAGCUAGUCUAUAAGAACGAGGUCCUUCCCAUCCCCCCCAAUGCAGAAACAUAAAUGGUUAGGCAUAUAACAGAUACUCGAACUAGUUGCCGCUUUUCAGUCAAGUUUUCCUAUAUAUAAUGAGACACCAAGGGAGAAACACCAAUCUAUAUUGUCACCCUAACCUUUCCAGCAACGUAGCGUAUGGAUACUACCAAAUGAGUACUCAAAGAUACACCUCCUCCAAGCAGAAAUACCAUGUUAAGUUUAAGCUGAAAAGCAAGGAAUACCACAGAAAAUAAAUACCCAAGAAAAUAAUACAACGUUUAAUUUAAGCUCCUUUUCGGGAAAUCGAAAUCGAAACCGACUCCUUCAGUUAGCUCUUCACAAUUAAGUCAAUUUUUAGUGUAAAUUCCGUUGCAUCGGAAUUUCUCGCGCCUUUCGUACCUUUUGUAUUGUAAUAAGUGAAAUGAAGUAUGAGACACUUACAAAUCGCAAACUACAAGCAAAUAAAUAUUAAAUCAUAAUCCACUUAUUGCGUUUAUUCGGGUUUAUUAGUGCUUAAGUUUCGAGAACAGCCGACUACAACACGAGGUAUAUAUAUAUUUUUGUAAUUACAACAAUGUUUUGCGUGUCACAAACAAAAAAAAAAAAAGAAAACAUCAAGAGAAAACGUUUAUGCAAGGCUAUUAAAUAGAUAAAUAUAUAUUAACUAAAGGAGCGAGCAAUUGAGCCAGUACUAACAAUAACAAAACAAUGUAUACACACAUGUAGAGGAAUAUAUUUACACAUCAAACUCGAAUCGGAGUCUUUGCAAAUGCGCUUAUCCAAUAAAUAUUAACACUAACUCACAAUAGUUAUCCAAGCCCAGCAAUAUGAGAAGUGCAUUUAACCCAAAGAAGUUGCCAAACAACACAUUAGCAAUGCAAACAACACAAUAACGAUGAAAGCAUAUUCGUUUCCGUACAGCCUCAGACAGUAAUAGAGAAAUACCAAGGAGAACACUACGAAAAGAAAAAAAGCAAAUACAUUUAUCAGAGAUUUUCGAAAUUCAAAUUUACUUAUUAAUUAGUUAGUAAGCCAGAAUCGGAAUGCAACCCUGCAAGCAUCAACAUAACGGUAACAACGGUAAUGCCAAAACAAUGAGAAACUGUACUAGAACAUAGUAAUAUCACUGCAGCAGAUAAUUGUUGAGAAAAAUGCAAUAAAUCGAUAUCGAUCAAUAAAUAAAGUCUUUAAGCUGUUGAGUGUUCAAUGCAAA